AUGUCUACCCAGUCCACUGACAUGCGCGCCGCCGCCGCCAAAUUCUUCUCCGCAUCCACCUUCGCCGUCGCCGGCGCCUCCUCCAACCCCGCCAAAUUCGGCCACAAGAUCUUCGCCUGGUACCUCGACCACUCCCUCCCCGCGAUCCCGCUCAACCCCGCCAGCAGCACCAUCUCCGUGCGCGGCAAAGACUACAACACCGUCGCCUCGCCCUCCAAAGUGCCCAAUCCGAAAGACACAGCUCUGUCGGUGAUCACGCCCCCGCCGGUGACGGCGAAGCUGCUGGAGGAGGCGAAGGAGAGUGGGAUAAGCGCGGUGUGGUUGCAGCCCGGGACGUACGCGGAUAAGGAGAUGAAAUAUGCUCUGGAGAAUUUCCCUGGGGCGGCGAUUGGGGGGUUUGAUGAGGGGACGGUUGGCGGGGAGGGGUGGUGUGUGCUUGUUGAUGGGGAUACCGCGAUUGAGAAUGCGGGGAGGGCGAAGGGAAAGUAA
This is a messenger RNA of Zasmidium cellare ATCC 36951, 489 nucleotides long. RefSeq lists its product as uncharacterized. NCBI's taxonomy places the organism in Eukaryota, Fungi, Ascomycota, Dothideomycetes, Mycosphaerellales, Mycosphaerellaceae. The transcript has a single exon. Bases 1 to 489 code for a protein of 162 amino acids. The record is from RefSeq and is a predicted model, not a curated record.